Notothenia coriiceps (black rockcod) is the source of this 1082-nucleotide messenger RNA. Its product is annotated as junction plakoglobin-like. Gene Ontology annotation, molecular function: cadherin binding. The transcript is spliced from 7 exons. The coding region runs from base 36 to 1076 and encodes 346 amino acids. Gene Ontology annotation, biological process: cell adhesion. The record is from RefSeq and is a predicted model, not a curated record. NCBI's taxonomy places the organism in Eukaryota, Metazoa, Chordata, Actinopteri, Perciformes, Nototheniidae.
ACACUGAAAUCGUUCUCCUCCCUUUGCAGGAGGGUAUGGAAGGCCUCCUCCAGGUGCUGGUGGGUCUGCUCAGCUCAGACGACCUCAACAUGCUCACCUGCUCCACAGGCAUCCUGUCCAACCUCACAUGCAACAACGCCCACAACAAGACUCAGGUCACCCAGGGCAACGGCGUCGAGGCGCUGAUCCACGCCAUUCUGCGCGCCGGAGAGAAGGAGGAUGUGGUCGAGCCUGCCGUAUGCGCCCUGCGCCACCUGACAUCACGCCACCAGCAGGCGGAGAUGGCGCAGCACGCCGUGAGGCAGCACUACGGCAUCCCCGCCAUCGUCAAGCUGCUCAACCAGCCCUACUACUGGCCCGUCAUCAAGGCUGUGGUCGGCCUGAUCCGAAACCUGGCCCUGUGCCCAGAGAACCAGGCCCCUCUGAGGGACGCUGGAGCCAUCCCCCGCCUGGUCAACCUGCUGCUCAAAGCCCACCAGGACGCCCAGAAACACGGCUCCUCCACCCAGCAGACAUACCAGGAUGGUGUGAGGAUGGAGGAGAUUGUGGAGGGAUCCACAGGAGCUCUGCACAUCCUGGCCAGAGACCCCAUCAACAGAGCGGAGAUCGCCAACCUGCAGACCAUUCCUCUGUUUGUUCAGCUCCUCUACUCUCCAGUGGACAACGUGAAGCGCGUGGCAGCGGGGGUGCUGUGCGAGCUGGCCCUGGACAAACAGUCGGCAGAGCUGAUCGACAGCGAGGGGGCGUCGGCUCCGCUGAUGGACCUGCUGCACUCCAACAACGAGGGCAUCGCUACUUACGCAGCAGCUGUGCUCUUCCGCAUCUCAGAGGACAAGAACUCAGACUACAAGAAGCGAGUGUCGGUGGAGCUCACACACUCCCUGUUCAAACUCGACCCCCAAGCAUGGGAGUUGGCCCACAACAGCCUCCCCAUGGAUGGACCCUAUUCAGAAGAAAUGGAUCCUAAUUUUGCAUCCUACGAAGCGUACCCAGGGGACAUGCACAUGGACAGAAUGGAGGGAGUGAUGAUGCCGGACGAGUUCAAUAUCCCCUACGAAAGAACGGACCCUUAUUAAAGGUCA